Molecule: messenger RNA, 497 nt
Organism: Hordeum vulgare subsp. vulgare (domesticated barley)
Lineage: Eukaryota; Viridiplantae; Streptophyta; Magnoliopsida; Poales; Poaceae
Product: non-specific lipid-transfer protein 2-like
Exons: 1
Coding region: 96-386 (96 amino acids)
Biological process (GO): lipid transport
Source: RefSeq, a predicted model, not a curated record
AAACGCUAAAACAAUCCAAAGUCAUCCUUGCACACACGCCACUGCUGCUAGUCGAUCAGUCUGUUUCUCCCGUCCAGGUUUCAGGGGGAGGCGCCAUGAAGUACUUGGGGCAGCUGGUGGUGGCGCUCCUGGCCUUCUCGGCGGUGGUGCUGAUGAUGGCGCCGGCGGGCGCGGACGCGGCGACCUGCAACGCGCUGCAGCUGACCCCGUGCGCGGGGGCAAUCAUCGGGAACGCGGCGCCCACGGCGUCGUGCUGCAGCAAGAUGAGGGAGCAGAGGCCGUGCAUGUGCCAGUACGCGCGCGACCCCAACCUGAAGCAGUACGUCAACUCCCCCAACGGCAAGAAGGUCCUGGCUGCCUGCAAGGUGCCCGUGCCAUCCUGUUAAAUCGACGUAUAUGGUCAGAGAUGAGAGAGCAGAGCUGCAUGUGUUCAUGUGUGAGUGUGUUUGGUUGCCGUGUGUAGCUACCCCGAUGUAUCUGUAUCUGAAAUUCUGAAU